CAAUAAUCAAGGCGCCGAAGAUUCACGGGAAGUUCCCGGAUGUUGCUCUUCCAGGAAGUGUGUCUUAUGACAACAAUCCUAUGAUAACGUUGUGUGUUUUGACUUGAGAAACAUAUUGUCUUGAAAACCGAGCAAAAUGGAUUGAUCGUGUGAUCAAAAGAAGAGCAUGGAGAAUGAUGAAUUUCCGUCAGCGGAUGGGGUGGAUAGGCGUCGGACUGUACUUGUUGGCCAGUGUCGCUGCAGUGUAUUAUAUAUUUGAGAUCAGCCAAACAUACAACCGAUUUGCACUGGCACAAAAAGAAGGGGAGGCUGGAGCGCAGACGAAAUGGUCCGGAGAUGCUUCUUCCUCUUCCCCAUCUUCAGCCUCAUGGAUCGUGACUCUGAAAACGAGACUUCUCCUCCUGCCCUUCUGGGUGUGGGCCACCAUUUUCCUCAUUCCGUACCUCCAGGUGUUCCUCUUUCUUUACUCCUGCACAAGGGCGGACCCCAAGACUGUAGGAUACUGUAUUCUGCCCAUCUGCCUUGCUGUUCUCUGCAACCGUCACCAAACCUUUGCCAAGGCCUCGCAUCAGAAUCAGCACGACUGCAUCUGA
Molecule: messenger RNA, 593 nt
Organism: Cyprinus carpio (common carp)
Lineage: Eukaryota; Metazoa; Chordata; Actinopteri; Cypriniformes; Cyprinidae
Product: transmembrane protein 251-like
Exons: 2
Coding region: 174-593 (139 amino acids)
Source: RefSeq, a predicted model, not a curated record